CGUCAGAGGCUUUUGUCUCCGCAACAAUUACUUUUAUAUAAUAAAAUUAUAGAAUAAAUGCAUAUUCUACAAGAUAUCGACCCUAAUAAUUGGAAUAAAAUUGAACGUGAUCACGAAAUCGUUUGAGGAUAUGUUGGAAUUUGUUCUAUGAGUUGAGCCCCUUUCAAUUUGAAAUGUUUAUUUCAAUGUUCGAUAUGUCUUGCUGUACAGUAAUCAAAUUAUGACCUUGGAAAGACUUUUAAUACCUUUAACCUAAAUUUUGAAUAAAUAAUCGAAACUAUAUCCAAGCUUAAUUUUCUUUGCCAUGUUGGUACUUACUGGGAAUUUUCGAGGUGUGCGGGUAAAAUACUCUCUGCCAGAGGGUUGCAGAGAGUCUCUGGUGUGCGCAGUGUUUUCACGUGUAUAUUUGUGUGUAUUUGAGAUGUCAUAUUCGUCUACGCUUCAUUCAAUCACAUCAUAGUUGUGUGGAUGUUAUAUAGGGAAUUUAUUGCGAUACAUUGUGUUCUCGAUGGUAUUUUAAUAAAUAUUUCAUAAAACCUACAGCUUAAACUGACACUUAUAUUAAAUCGAAUAGAAAAUUUAAGAGACAAUGGAGGACGACGAUCCAGAGAGAUUGUUAAUUCGCGAGAAAAUAUCCGGGAUGAGUUUUGAAGAACUUGUUAACCUCAAAAAGGAGCUGGGUGGACAAGCAUACAAUGAAGCAAUAUUUGGAAUUAAAAAGAAACCUUGCAUUCAAAAACGUCUGAAUAAAAAUAGACCUACUGAAAUUUCCUCUAAAAUACGUCCACGUGCUUUGGCCAAAAUAUUGUCAUCAUCAUCAUCGACAUCGACAUCUUCAUCUGCUCCAGAGGCACGUGACCCUCGAUUUGACCAUUUGUGUGGAGAAUUUGAUGAGAAGAGAUUCAAAACUGAUUAUUCAUUUAUCAGUGAUAUUAAAGCACGUGAAAAAGGGAUACUGAAAAAAAAGCUGAAGCGUGAGAAGGACAGUGCCAAGAGAGAAAAAUUGCUUUACCUCAUAAACAGAAUAGAAAAUCAAGAAAGAGCAGAACAUAAACUGAAUGAAGAACAAAAGAAAAAGAACCAGGAACUUGAAGAACGUAUUCAAAUGCUCCGUGAAGGGAAGAAACCACGCUUCGUGAAUAAAUCGGAAAAGCGGGUCCUUGAUUUGGUGGAGCAAUAUGAAGAUUUAAAAAAGAAAGGCAAAGUAGAGAAAGUGAUUGAAAAAUAUAGGAAGAAAAAUAAAAGGAAAGAUGCCAAGAAAAUGAAUUUUGAGUAAAAAUAAAUUUUAGAAAAUUAAAUUUACAUCUUCAUUUUUUUUAUUAGCUGUUAUGGAGAGUCUGCCCUGGAGGUAUCUCAUCCUUUCUUCAAAGAACACCCACCCUCACAUUUCCAUCUUCUAAUGGUUUCUGAACUACUUGGUUCUGCAUGAAGUGGGUGUGCUACUGUUGUACUUGUCUGCCC
Molecule: messenger RNA, 1461 nt
Organism: Gryllus bimaculatus (two-spotted cricket)
Lineage: Eukaryota; Metazoa; Arthropoda; Insecta; Orthoptera; Gryllidae
Source: the annotation of a GenBank genome assembly